Spea bombifrons (plains spadefoot toad) is the source of this 2868-nucleotide messenger RNA. Its product is annotated as chloride anion exchanger-like. The transcript has 21 exons. Gene Ontology annotation, cellular component: membrane. Gene Ontology annotation, molecular function: chloride transmembrane transporter activity; secondary active sulfate transmembrane transporter activity; oxalate transmembrane transporter activity. Gene Ontology annotation, biological process: transmembrane transport. Lineage: Eukaryota; Metazoa; Chordata; Amphibia; Anura; Pelobatidae. Bases 36 to 2321 code for a protein of 761 amino acids. The record is from RefSeq and is a predicted model, not a curated record.
UGCUUGGGAUGUGAUAAAAGGCCUAUAUUGAUGCCAUGGCUGAACCAGUGGAGAAUAAGUAUUUGGUGGCACGACCCAUAUAUUCAGAAGAUUCCUUUGGUGCUGACCAUGAAAUAGUGGAGAGGCGUCAUACAACUGCAUUGGAUCACCUAAAGCGGAUAUGUGGGUGUUCCCCCGAGAAGGCAAAGAAAAUAGCUUUAACGUUCUUCCCCAUUGCUUCUUGGCUACCUGCUUAUCGUUUUAGGGAGUGGAUUCUUAAUGAUUUAAUUUCUGGAGUGACAACAGGUCUUGUAGCUGUACUGCAAGGUUUAGCAUAUGCUCUACUUGCAAAUGUAUCUCCUGGAUAUGGACUGUACACAUCUUUUUUUCCGGUUGUGGUGUAUUUUUUCCUUGGGACAUCCAAACAUAUAUCUGCGGGUCCUUUUCCUGUUGUGAGUCUGAUGGUUGGCUCUGUAGUGGCUAAUCUUGUCCCUGAAAACAGUAUGGACAGUGGAAACUCCACUGUUGUCAAUGCCACUGCAGAAGACUUACUUAAUAAAGAGAGAAUAGUAGUAGCAGCGUCUUUAACCUUCCUUGUUGGGAUUAUUCAGUUGGCUUUAGGGCUUCUGAGAAUUGGCUUCAUUGUUAUAUAUUUGUCAGAACCAUUAAUUAAUGGCUUCACAACAGCUGCAGCUAUCGAAGUUGUGGUUUCCCAGCUAAAAUAUGUUUUUGGAAUUUCGAUCCCUUCAUUUAGUGGACCACUAGCUAUGUUUUAUUCACUGGAGAGCCUCUUUUCACAGAUAACAAAAACAAAUGUCGCUGAUCUUAUAAUAGCUCUUAUUGUGAUGGUUUUUGUAUAUAUUUUCAAAGAAAUAAAUGACCGUUUCAAGUCAAAGCUUCCUGUACCAAUACCUAUUGAAAUCAUAAUGACUAUAAUUGCAGCUGGAGUGUCAUAUGCAUUUAAUUUCCAAGACAAAUACAAAGUAAAUAUUGUUGGUCCUAUUCAAAAAGGAUAUCAAGCUCCCAUGGCACCAAGUAUAUCGGUUUUCAAAGCCACUAUUGCCAAUUCUUUCUCCAUUGCUAUUGUUGGAUUUGCUGUGGCCUUUUCUGUCGCUAAAGUGUAUUCAAUCAAGCAUAAUUAUAAUGUUAAUGGCAAUCAGGAAUUGAUAGCAUUUGGGCUUAGUAACAUACUUUGUGGCUCAUUCAGAGGAUUUGCAGCCAGCACUUCUUUAUCAAGGUCCUCAGUACAAGAAAGUACAGGAGGAAAAACACAGGUUGCAGGGAUUAUAUCAGCCAUACUUGUUUUGAUAGUGACUUUGGCUAUUGGAUACCUACUUGAACCUCUACCAAAGUCAGUUCUAGCAGGCAUCAUUAUAAUAAAUUUAAAGGGAAUGCUGAUGAAGUUUAAUGAAAUUCCAGUUUUGUUCCAGAGAGAUAAAUAUGAUUGUCUUGUUUGGAUAUUGACUUUUAUAGCUUCAGUAAUUCUUGGGCUGGAUCUUGGGCUUGCAGUUGGUGUAGGAAUUGAGCUUCUAACAGUGGUUUUCCGAGUACAGUUUCCCAGAUUUGUGGUGCUAGCCAACAUCUUGAAAACAGACAUCUAUAAAAAUAAAAAAGACUAUAACAAUAUGCAUGAGCCAAGUGGACUGAAGAUUUUCAGAUGCCCAUCACCAAUAUUUUUUGCUAAUUCGGAAUUCUUCAAAGAAAAACUUAUAGCUGCUGCUGGCUUUAAUCCACUGUGGGUGCUUCGUAAGCGCAAUAAGGCUUUGAGGAAAAUUAAGAAGCUGUUGAAAAAAGGAGAGCUACAUGUGACAUCAAAAGGAUUGAUCUGCACGUCAUAUGACUACAAAGAGUCUGAUGAUGAAGAAUUAGACAACAACAGGUUGGAAGAAUUAGAUCAGCCUACAAACACAGCUGAUUUGCCUAUUGACAUCAACUGGAAUGAUGAUCUACCAGAUAUCCUCAGUGUUCCCAAAGUUGACAUACAUAGUUUGAUUAUUGAUUUUGGAGCAGUGUCAUUUAUUGAUAUGUCUGGAAUGAAAGCCCUAAAAGGAAUUUUGAAGGAAUUCAUAAAGAUUGGAGUAGAUAUAUACAUUGCUAAUGCUGAUGGUGGUGUUUUAGAGAAAUUGAAAAGGAGUAAAUUUUUUGAUGAUGACAUAAAAACAUCUAUGUUUUUCAUCACUGUCCAUGAUGCUGUUCUGCAUGUUCUUGAAAAAAAUGGUUUGAAAAACAUAACACAGAGAGGCCAAAUGAAGGAAACAGACAGUAUUCUGUUGUCAAGUCCAACCACUAAUGGAACUAUCUACAGGAACAAUCAUUCAAUUGGGAAUGAAACAAGAUUCUAAGGAUAUAUUUAUUUUAUUUUCAUCACCUAGAAAUGUAUAUACCUUAGAGUCAUGCAUUUACCAUAUCCAGAAACUGCAGGGUUCUCAAUAGUUUUUAUUACAUGUUUUGCAGUAGUGGAAAGGAUACAAUGUGUAAAAAUAUAAAAGUUGGUUUCAAGGAGACACAUCUUAAGUAUAUUUAAUUCAACAUAUUUUGUUAUAUUGUAAAAACUCAUUGUCAUUUUUUAUCAUUCCUUAUUCUGAAAAAUAAAGGUUAAGAUGUAUAUUGAAAAGGUAGCAAAUAUUUAAUAUGUCGGUUGUUGUUUUUAAGGAAUACAUAGAAUGCAUUUUUCUUAAGGAAAACAUUUUACAUUUUGAAUGACAGACUUUGUUUGUCCAUAGUCCUACAAAAAAGGCUAGCUUUGAAUUUAUUUAUUUUGUUUUGGAAAUGUUAUAUACAUUAUCUUGUAACUCUUCAAGACUAUAUCAAAAUUAGACUUUUUGUCUGUAUAGGAUAUUUUUUUCUUCAUAAAGAACAAUAAAAAUGUAUGUUUCUGUAUGAAGUACA